GGCUAACCUCCCAGAUGCCUUGAUCAAAUAAGUUGAACCUCUACGUACUGUUUGGCCUAGGAAUUUCAAGAGUUACCGUCGAAAAUUAUUACAUGUGUUAUGGCACCGGAUAGUGCUAUUCGAGCUCCGAUGCUUUUAAAUCCUAACCCUUGAGUGGCUCGGGGCAACAAAUUGCUUUUGUUGGAAGGUGACCUAAUAAUUCUUCGUCAAUGUGUAGAACCUUAUGGAUGGGAAUUAAUGUCAAGAAUGAGUAUCAAUGCAUUUAAGUCGUCCAGAUUUCUCUUUUUUUUGGAUAAAAAUUUAUUGGAGACCGGGAACCAGCCCCCGCAUAAAAGGCAUGAUAUGUCAACAUUCACUAUUCUCAGUGAACUGUCCAAGAGGCUUUUCUUCCCAAGUCCGAGAAUGGAAAAUAUCACAGCACUCUCCAACAAAAUCAUCGUACUCUGGCUUCACACACACACACACAACGGUCUCAUCCCUCUUCUUACCCCAAGCAGACUCCUUCCAUGUCCACUUCUUCUUCAUUUUCCUCGAAGAAGAUGGUCACCCUCAAGAGCAAGGAAGGUGAAACCUUUGAGAUCGAUGAGGCGGCCGCGUUCCUGUCCAUGACCAUCAAGCGCAUGGUCAAGGAAGGCCGCACUGGAGGGGCCACCAUCUGCCUGCCCGACAUAACGGCCAACACCGUCCGUAAGGUAAUCGAGUACUGCAACAAGCAAGCCAAAGCCGAAGGAUCAUCUACGGGUCCGGUGCAAGCAGUGUCCGCUCGUGGGACGCAAACCUCGUCAAGGUUGACAAGCUCACCAUCUUCGAACUCAUCCGGGUCAGCUGCAGCAGAUUUCCUAGGAAUGAAGAGUCUGAUGGAUCUGUGCUGUCAAGCUGUGGCCAACAUGAUCAAAGGCAAGAGUCCCCAGGAGUUUUGCUCUGGCAAUUUUCACAUCGGAACAACCUCGAACCCCGGGAAAGAUCAGAAGGAGAACUGAGGAGACAAUCACCAGCCCUUCGACUGAGAGCAAGAAGUUUAAUUAUAAUUAGUCCUUAUGUAUGUUGUGUUUCCCUUUCAUAAUGAACCGGGCGGCAGAGAGGCUUUAUAAUGGGAACAUUUAAAUUUGGUUGGCUAUGAAAUUCUCUUGUUUACUUAUUUUCAACCUUAUUGAGAAUAUAUAUGUGUACACAUUAAUUCUCCUGUAGCAGAUAUAUGCGGAAGGUGAUUUUAUUUUAUUUUAUUUUUCCGAUUACAAGAGGUGAUUUUAUUAAUGAGGUGAAGUCUUGUCUCUUGGUGUCGAUCGAGUAACAGUCACGUCUAAUCAACGGAUAAGUAAACCGACCCCAAAUUGCUCGCAACGGUUCUGCAUGA
Punica granatum (pomegranate) is the source of this 1354-nucleotide messenger RNA. NCBI's taxonomy places the organism in Eukaryota, Viridiplantae, Streptophyta, Magnoliopsida, Myrtales, Lythraceae. The record is from RefSeq and is a predicted model, not a curated record.